This is a messenger RNA of Mastomys coucha (southern multimammate mouse), 2408 nucleotides long. RefSeq names its product alpha 1,4-galactosyltransferase (P blood group) (gene A4galt). Gene Ontology annotation, molecular function: acetylglucosaminyltransferase activity. The record is from RefSeq and is a predicted model, not a curated record. The transcript has 6 exons. Bases 748 to 1830 code for a protein of 360 amino acids. Lineage: Eukaryota; Metazoa; Chordata; Mammalia; Rodentia; Muridae. Gene Ontology annotation, biological process: protein O-linked glycosylation.
UACUGGAACUCAAUGUGCAGCCUGGCCUUGAAUUCCUGAUUUUUUUUUUUUACUGCCUCCACCUCCCCAGUGUUAGGGUUAACAGGCAUAUGCCUCCAUGCUACAAGACAGGGUUGGUCAGAUGGGCUCAGUGGGUAACGGUACUUGCCCUGAGCCCGAUGAUCUGAGUUCAAUCUUCAGGACCCACAUGGCGGACAGAGAGAACUGACUCCCACUGGUUGUCCUUUGACCCCCAGGAGUAUACCAUGGCACAGCUACCCCACCACCACGACUAAUAAGUGAAUGAAUAAGUGGUGAAUGACAAAGGUGAAACAUCUCACGGUGGCCACACUGGGAAAGAUCAAGACAAGAGAUCCAGCCAGCGACAGACACCACCAAGUCCACCUCUGAGGCAUGUAGCAUCCCUGAUCGCCCAGGAAGCAAAGUGGAAUGGGAGCCCUCUUUCCUUCGCCCUGGGAACGCCUGACUCUCCAUUGGCUCAUUCUGUGGCACUCAGCCCAGAGGCAGGAUCUAUGGGGUUCAGUGUGGGCUGCAUCUGACCAUCCCUGUGACACUAUCUUGGCUCACGGUCAGCCAGGGAAACAGAUGGAGGUGGACUUGGCAGGCCUGAGCAUGAGAGGACAAGCCUUAGAUUCCUGUCGGCACAGAAGACCAGCUCCUAACUCAGUGCAUGUGUCCAGGAUGCCUGCAGGCUGCUAAGACCCCCCCCACUUGUCAUGGACUGCCCACGCUGACAAGCCAAUCCUUAUGGGCAUCUCCUGUUCCAAUCUAGAGGAGACCAUGUCCAAGCCCCCAGACUGCCUGCCUCGGAUGCUCAGGGGCACCCCCAGACAGCGGGUCUUCACCCUCUUCAUUAUCAGCUUCAAGUUCACCUUCUUGGUCUCCAUCCUGAUCUACUGGCACACUGUAGGUGCACCCAAGGACCAAAGACCACAGUAUAGCCUGCCAGUGGACUUCCCCUGCCCCGAGCUGGCCUCUCCUAGAGUCUCUGCCCCAGGCAACAUCUUCUUCCUAGAGACCUCGGACAGGACCAGUCCCAGCUUUCUGUUUAUGUGUUCUGUGGAAUCAGCUGCCAGGACACACCCUGAGUCCCGGGUGGUUGUGCUCAUGAAAGGGCUACCUAAAGACCCCACAGCCCAGCCCCGGAACCUUGGCAUCUCUCUUCUGAGCUGUUUUCCCAAUGUCUGGAUACGACCUCUGAACCUGCAAGAACUGUUUGCGGACACGCCCCUGGCAGCCUGGUACUCGGAGGCACAGCACAGGUGGGAGCCCUACCUGUUGCCCGUACUGUCCGAUGCUUCCAGGAUUGCACUCCUCUGGAAGUUUGGUGGUAUCUACCUGGACACGGACUUCAUUGUCCUGAAGAACCUGGGCAACCUGACCAACGUGCUGGGCAUCCAGUCCCGCUAUGUCCUCAAUGGUGCCUUCCUAGCCUUCAAGCGCAAGCAUGAAUUCUUGGCACUGUGUCUACGUGACUUUGUGGCCAACUAUAAUGGUUGGAUUUGGGGCCACCAGGGCCCCCAACUGCUUACCCGAGUCUUCAAGAAGUGGUGUUCUAGCCACAGCCUGGAAGAGAGCCAUGCUUGCCGCGGGGUCACUGCCCUGCCCCCCGAGGCCUUCUACCCCAUCCCCUGGCAGAACUGGAAGAAAUUCUUUGAAGAUAUCAGCCCCGAGGAACUGGCCCAGCUGCUCAAUGCCACCUAUGCUGUUCAUGUGUGGAACAAGAAAAGUCAGAGUACACACCUAGAGGCCACGUCCAGGGCUCUUCUGGCCCAGUUACAUGCCCGCUAUUGCCCUACGACACAUAGAGCCAUGAAGAUGUACUUGUGAUGGCCCUCCAGGCUGCAGUCAUAUCCUAUCAACAUUGUUACUGCCUUUCCAGGGAGGCAAGAGGAGCAGACAGGAAAAAGGGGUUCUGAGAUGCUGCUGUUGACUUUAGAGGAGGCCAAGCUGGCCCUGGGGAACACGUGCCACUUCUAUACCUGCCCCUACAGGCCAGAGGGAGACCAGCGGAUACACUUUGUCCAGUGUUCGAGGCUGACCAGUGAUUCCAUAGUUACUAGCAUCUGGGUCCUUAACGGGCUGGAUCACAAGAACCCUAAAGAGCAUUCUGAGGUACCUGGAAGACAGUUGGUUAGAGGUGGGGAUAGGAGUGGAGCUCUGAAAAGUCUAUGUAGAAGUGCUAAGCUUAAAGGAUCUGGCUCUCUCAGCCUCAUGAGCCCAAAGGAAGGAGCAGAGCUCCCUGGGAACACCAUCUUUCCUCCCCUGGGACACUGCUCUGCAGAUCCGUCCCAGCCUGCUCCAGUGUUCAGGGAUGUGGAAAUUCUUCAGGCUCUGAAAAGGGUUUUAAAUUCCUUCCCUGUUGUAGACACUGGGGGCUAUAAUAAAAGUGACUCACCAACACGUAA